This is a messenger RNA of Helobdella robusta, 378 nucleotides long. RefSeq lists its product as hypothetical. The coding region runs from base 1 to 378 and encodes 125 amino acids. The transcript is spliced from 2 exons. The record is from RefSeq and is a predicted model, not a curated record. Lineage: Eukaryota; Metazoa; Annelida; Clitellata; Rhynchobdellida; Glossiphoniidae.
AUGUCAUUUUCAUGGCCAUCAAGUUACCUACUAUCACUUUCCAUCCUGACUGCAACUCUCCUAACGACAGAGAACGGUGCCGAUAGAUUGGUGUCGGUGAGGAGGAAGGGCAUAAGGGUGAGGUGGCCCGGCCCGGUGACCUGCUUCCGGUGCGAAACAUACUAUACGGGAUACUGCAGGGAGUCUCCGAGCAGGUGGUGGCCGUGCACAGGAAAUUAUUGCUAUGUACUCAUACUGGACAACUCCCUCAGUAGGUACUGCCACGCAAAAAAAGAAGUUGAAGAGGAAUGCAAGCCGAACACGAAGCUGGUCAUCAAGCCCGGAAAGAAAUUCGCUGCCUGCUGGUGCAACACGAGCUACUGCAACGGUUGUCUGUAA